AUGAAAGUAGCUAGCUAUAUGUUGUUGCAUGGUCAUUGUUAGUCAAAUCCUCUCAACAUUUGGGAUAGGGAAGGUAUCUAUCUAACUGCAGAGAUCAUCCAACACUGGAAAGGUGAUAUGCUCGUGAAGUUUACAGUGUCUAGCUUUUGGAUUCUUCCAACAUGUCGAGCUCGUACCGAAGCAGGAUCCAGGAAUUCAAGGUGGCCUUGAGUGAAGAGAAGCUAGACUUGAAUGCACUCCGGGAACUUUGCUUCAGCGGUAUCCCAUUUGAAGGAGGCAUCCGUGCACUUUGCUGGAAAGUCCUUCUAAACUACCUGCCUCUGGACCAGACGAUGUGGGAUUCCUUUCUCAAAAAGCAGAGGGAGGGUUAUUCCCAGUUCCUGAAGGAGAUGAUUAUCCAGCCCGGCAUCGCUAAGGCCAACCUGGGCCUCUCCAGAGAGGACGUGACCAUGGAGGACCACCCUCUCAACCCCAGCCCAGAGAGCAAGUGGAACAACUACUUCAGAGACAACGAGGUGCUGCUGCAGAUUGAUAAAGAUGUCAGGCGUCUGUACCCAGACAUGGCCUUCUUCCAGUGGCCCACAGACUACCCAUGCCAGCUGAUCCUGGACCCCCAGAAUGACUAUGAGACCCUCAGGUGCCGUGUGGAACAGACCACCCUCAAGGCCCAAACUGUGGACCGCAACCGCAGCGGGGUCACCAACGUGACUCCCCCGGGCAAGGCCCUCAACCUGUACCCUUCCAACGAGUAUGAGGUGCUGCCCAAUGGCUGUGAGGCCCACUGGGAGGUGGUGGAGCGCAUCCUGUUCAUCUACGCUAAGCUCAACCCAGGCAUCGCCUACGUGCAGGGCAUGAACGAGGUGGUGGGACCCCUCUACUACACCUUCGCUACCGACCCCAACGACAAGUGGAGAGAGCACGCUGAGGCGGACACCUUCUUUUGUUUCACCAACUUGAUGUCGGAGAACCGGGACAUGUUCAUCAAGAGUCUGGACGACUCGCAGUGCGGCAUCACCUACAAGAUGGAGAGCGUCUACUCCAUGCUCAAGGAGAAGGACAUGGAGCUCUACAUUAAACUGCAGGAGCAGAACAUCAAGCCUCAGUACUUCACCUUCCGCUGGCUGACCCUGCUGCUGUCUCAGGAGUUCCUCCUACCCGACGUCAUCCGCAUCUGGGACACGCUCUUUUCCGACCAGGACCGCUUCAACUUCCUCAUCCUGGUCUGCUGCGCCAUGCUCGUACUGAUUCGAGAUCAGUUGCUGGCAGGCGACUUCACGAUCAACAUGAGACUGCUGCAGGACUACCCCAUCUCAGAUGUCCACACCAUCCUGGCCAAGGCCAAGGAGCUUCAGGACGGGUCAUAGCCACCCCUACCUCCCUUCUCCCUUCCUUGGUUGGGGAGGGGAAGAUGCAACAUGAAACUGAUAACCCUGGGCACAACAAAGGAGGGAGAGGAAGACACCUGGCGCCAGGUUUGGUACAAGGUUGGUCGGGGAAACCAAACUCUGUACUUAGGCUUGUCAUCUCACUCUCACGGCCUGACAGUUUUUCCACUGGGAGGGUGUGUGGCCUCAAGCUAUUUAUUUUUGCACUGAACACUUGAAAAAAAGUGUACAAAUCUGCAUAUAUGAAGCAGAGAAACCACAGUAACGAUUACAACAGAAGCAUCAUUAUAAAGUCUGCCAGGGCUAAUAUCACACUCCCAGUUUUUUUUUAGGGUGUUUCUUUUAGUGGGUUGGGAAUAACUUUUUUUUUUUUACUUUCAAAGUGAAGUUUUUUUUAAAUCAUUAAGAUGAAAUAUAAUACUACCAUGUAAAGACUAACCACAACAACAGCAAAAAAAUGUUGCCACAGGGUUUGCUUUAAAGUAUAGAUUGUUAUGACAUUGGGCCUCAACGCAAGCAUCCUCUCUCUCUGUGUUCAUGACCGUGCUCAGAUAUUUACUCUACGCACAUGAGCUACACGUCUGGACAGUUUAUAGCUGGAUGUAACCUGAUUCCGUGUCUAUGGAGUCGCCAAUAUUAAUGUAUGUUUGCUGUCAAACCAAUGGGAUGUGAAACUUGUUUUAUAAAUGUUUUGGUGUGUCAUGUAGCAGAAGCUCUUAUCCAGAGCGACUUACAGGUGCAAUUAGGGUUAAGUGCCUUGCUCAAGGGCACAUUGGCAGAUUUAUCACCUAGUCGUCUUCUGAAUUCGAACCAGCGACCUUUCGGUUACUGUCCUAAAGCUCUUAACCACUAGGCUACUUGCUGUCCGACCCACUAACCUGAAAUUGAUACAUUGAUGACUAUGAGAAGGUUGAUUUUGAUGUGAGGGCAUUACUAAGCAAACAAAUCAAUCCAAUUAAAUUGGGCAUUCAUUUUUUCUAAUAUAUUUUGACCUUUCUCUGGUCGCAUUAAGUGGCCAGAAUAAACCAGAAUACAUUAAACAUGAAUGACGUCUUGUAAAUUAAGCAUAACACAUUUUGCUCUGCAUACUGGAAGAUUAUUACAGAGAACAAAUGAUUGAUAAUAGUAGCUGAAUAUUUAUCAUGGAUAAAUGACUGACAUUGAAAGGCUAUGAUGAUAACAUUUAUGUAUUCACAUAAUGGAGUUGACAGGUAAGAGUUGAAAAAUUACGGAUUUGAUUACUUAAAAUCACUAUGAUUGAAUGUUAUAGAUUUUUUUUUUUUUUUUUUAACGCUAACACUUACCACAAAGCUAAGACACCCUUGAAAUGUAUUUACCUUUUCAAACAGUAGGACCUUCAUAAUAAUGUGAUACUUUAAAUUACACAUAUAAUGACUUUCUUUGUUUUCAUCAAUAUUGUGAGAAUGAUACAACAGUUAGCUUUUUACUGUUUGCAUUUGUUUUAUUAGCAUUCCAAGUAUCACCAUCCCUUUCAGUGGCAAGAUGGUAUCAGUCUACAUUCUAACACUAUUUCAGUGGCAAGAUGGUAUCAGUCUAUAUUCUUUUCUUUUUACAUCUUUUUCUCCCCAAUUCCGUGGUCUCCAAUUGUCUCAUAGCUGCAACCCCCGUACAGUCUCGGGAGAGGCGAAGGUCGAGAGCCGUGUGUCCUCCGAAACACAACCCAACCAACUGCUUCUUGACACAAUGCCCACUUAACCCAGAAGCCAUCCACACCAAUCAAUGUGUUGGAGGAAACACUACACCUGGCGACCGUGCACUGCGCCCGGACCGCCAAAGGAGGCGCUAGUGCGCGAUGGAACAAGGACAUCCCUGGCGGCCAAACCUUCCCCUAACCUGGACGACGCUGGGCCAAUUGUGCGCCACCCCAUGGGUCUCCCAGGCUGCGGCCUGCUGCGACAAAGCCUGGACUCGAACCCAGAAUCUCUAGUGGCAUAGUUACUGUUGCACUGCGAUGCAGUGUCUUAGACCACUGCGCCACUCAGGAGGCUUCAGUCUACAUUCUAACACUAUUUCAGUAACAAGAUGGUAUUAGUCUACAUUCUAACACUAUUUCUGUAGCAAGAUGAUAUUAGUCUACAUUCUAACACUAUUUCAGUAACAAGAUGGUAUCUUCCUACUGAAAAAUUGCCUAGACAGGAAUUGGAACAAAUUGACAGUCUGUGACUAGCGAUGGUUCAAUGUGGCUUUAUUGUACUAAAGUGAGGUAGUAAGAGGUGCUGAGUAUUUUGACACUGAAUGAAAUGGGAACACUCCUAGUUCAAACAGCUUGGCUUGGUUGAUCAGUGUGUCUAUAAUAAUGUCUUGAUCUUAAAGGCCCAGUGCAGUAAAAAACUUGAUUUUCCUGCGUUUUAUAUAUAUAUUUCCACACCAAGGUUGGAUUCAUAUUGACAUUGUGAAAAUUAUGAUAAUGCCCUUUUAGUGUAAGAGCUGUUUGAAAAUACUUCCUGAAAUGUCAGCUUGUUUUGGUGGGAGGGAGUUUUGGCCUUCCAUGGUGACAUCACCAUGUGGUGAAUUGGUUAAUAAAGAUUUCCAAACCUCUCUGCCAAUAACAGCUAGUUUUCAGUUCCCCCUCCCCAGUCAGAACACUCCCUGACAGUCUUAGCCAAGUUCUUACUUGAGAAAUUGCUCUUUGCUAAGAGCUUUUUUUUUUGGACCAUUUUCAUUUAAAACAAUCACAGUAAGGUACUUAAUUGUUACCUAGAAAUAAUUUGAUACUGGUGUGGGGGAAAAAACCCAGCUGCAUUGAACCUUUUAAUGAAUGUAUAUAAACAGUGACAAAUCCCCCAUUGAAGGUUCAGUAAUGAAAAAGAAGGAAAGUCUUGUCUUCCUGUGAUUCAUAAACGUUUGUUGUCAAUGAUGAAUGGUUUAUGGUUCUCAUUUUCUCGUUCUUGCUCAAUAACAAUUUUUUUCCUUUACUUUUUUUCCAUUUUUCCAUGGCUCUGGCUUUCUCCCACCUCUUCCUCCCCUCCUUGCCCUGUGAUUUUGGGGGCUUGUCCAGGAUAGGGCUAGCAGCAAGACAGUAGGCCCCGUGCCACAGUCCGCCUGCCAACCGCCAUGCACUGCCAUUCUCCCUCUUAUCAUAUCGCUCUGUUUCUCAUCCAGCAGACAUUCAAUUUGUGGACCACAAACUAUCUGUUUUACAGCUAUAUUGAGACUGUUUUAGAAAGCAGCUCACUGCCUCUGGUCUCAUCUCUGCCAACCGUUUGACGGUAGACAGCAAAUCCUAUGUGGCUAAAAGCUACUAUAAUUGUGGACUUGAGAAUAGCAGGGCGAGAUAGGGAGAAUGCAUACUCAUCAUGAAAUAUAAGAAUAUAUUUUGUAAUCCUGCAUGUCGAUGGCUUUUUCUGUAACAUUUAUCCUUUAUCCUGGCUGAACAGUCUUUUGUCGUUGUCUGUUUGUUAUUCGCACCACAUUGUCCUUGGUGUCAGAUGAAUGUUUGUCAUGCCACUGCUACACAGGGCAACAAUGUAAAUUGUCCAGCAUAUUGUGCUCUGAUUUGACAUAUCCUCCAUUGUCUUAAGGAUUUUUUUCCGUCUUUGACUAUGUGGAAGGACAACAUUGCAUUGUUGCCAGUGGCGAUUAUAUAAAUCUGUAUAGUGAUUACAUCAGGAAUUUGACAAUGCUAUGUGUAGCCAUAUUAUUCUCUAAGGGUUCUUCUUUGUGUAUUUUCAGGCCCUUUUAUAAUAAAUGCCAAGUGUGCAACAAGUACAGUUUUUACUUUACACCCUUUCCCUGUGUUGCUUUCCCUCAUUUCUCCCAUUCUUCUCUCUCCAUCUUUCUGUCCAUCUCUCUCCCUUCCUCCCUUCUGUCCAACUCUCUCUUCACUCUCACAUUCUCCACCCCCUCAGUGCUGUGGUUUAAUGUAGACCACAGAGCCCCAGCAUUGUGGGGUUAUUAGUAACACAUGGGGGUGUUUCCUCCAUCCAUAUUGGUUUUGUAAGGUGAGGUCACCAAUGGCUCUGCAUCUGAAAAGGGAGCGGAGCAAGCUGGCAGAAGAAACAUGUGGGGGCGUGAAGCAGUGUAAGAGAGGAGAGAAUGGGACACAGGCUCUUCGCUGCAGAGCUCUGAAGUCUGUAGACUAGGCCAGGAAGAAAAACAAUAUUUCGAAAAGUAUUAAAAUAUUUAUGAGGUUUAUAUUGGCUACACCCACCACAAAGAUGGUGUCGUUGUUUAGCAGACAAGUGGGUUAAGUAAAGCAGAACAAUAGUAGUCCCACCAUUUUCAAAGUUGAUUUUGAUUUCCUUUCGCAAAAUAAAAUAAAGGCGUGAACUUGGUCCAUCUGCUUCUUGGUAAUGGGCAUCAUAGUGAAUUUGUAGAUGACUGACAGGUCAGAGAAAGUUCAGCUUCUCUCUAAAAUCCUUUACAUGAGAGACGUGACUGGUAGUCAAACGGUUUCCGGUGGAUAACUGUAGAAACAGUAUUUUUGUUUACAGUCAUGAUGAUUCUGAUUGCUUGACUGACUGGGGACAAUAUGGUUGCUCCUCUCAUCCAACAACCAUAUUUAUCACAGUGCAUUGUGGGUAGUUGGUGACUGUGGUGAGUACAGCAUGGGGUUGUAGCAUGUGUCCACUUGCAUGGCACAGCAAUGUUUCUGAUACAAACUGCUUCUUCUCACCCCUUCUGUUUAAUAGCUUGUGAAAUAGGAGGGAAAAGAGAAGUGUCAUGUUUAGAUCGAUUGUCUGUGCUUUAAGGGCUCUUAACCAAGGGAGACUUAAUCCCAACUGCAUCUUCCCUGGUGAACUUGAGUGAUUGGCUGAGUUCCAAAGCUUCUAAAUCACUUCCUUUCAAUGUAAUGUCUUCUCCCUCUCCUUAAAGGAAAAUUCCACCCCAAAACUAUCUUUUGGUAUUUGUUUCAUUAGUCCAUUUUUGAGAACGUUCCAAAAAUGUUUUGCAUGUCAGCAAUCAAGUUUUCAAGAUGUAUAACUUUCAAUAUACAGAAAUACAGCUGGUAUGAUAAAAAAAAUGCAUCACACCGGCUGUAUUUUAAAAGUUAUAUAUUUUGAAAACUUGAUUGCUGACAUGCAAAAUGUGUUAGCGCCUUGCCCUAGUUCUGACCUCGUUCACAGAGCUGAAAGGACUAAACCAUGAAUUCCAAUGUAAUUCACUCAAUUCACAUCAUAAAUUGACCUCAAAACCCUAGUAGGGAGUGCUCUACAAAUCUGUAAAGGUGUAGCAGUACUUUUUGUUGUUGCUUUUUUUUCUACUCAUCUCAUGUGCCUGACCAACAAAUGCAAGAAAGAAUGAUUUGUCUUUUUUGUUUACAUUGUGCUGUAUUGUUUUGGGGGGGUUGUGUUUUUUUUUUGGAUCCCCAUUCGCUUUUGCAGAGGCAGCAGCUAUUCAUCCUGGGUCCACAAACAAACAUGACAAGUAACAAAACACUGAUAGACAAGGACAGUCACACAAGGGUGGGAUGGUGAGAAAGCGGGUCAGAAUGAAUGUCUAGCAGAUAAAUAACUUUUCUCCUAAUAUAUAUAUUUGUGUGGCGGAAAACACCAGUCUUUGGUUAUUAACUUCAAUCUUUACUCUCUCUUUCUAAUGGUUAUCUUAUUGGUACUAUGUAACAUUUGUAUUGCUACCAUGUUAAAUAUUAACCAUGGGCAGCAUUGGUCUAAGGGAUGUUGUAAACUGAAGUAGCUUUUUCGAGCUGGGAUAUGAAGCGUCCACAUCUGAUAAGUUAUUUUUCAUGUGUACUCUGCUCUAUGUAUUUUCAUCCUGAAACAGUUGAACUCUUUAUGAACCGUGUGUGUUUGUUCGUAUGCAUAAGUGUAUGCUGCGUGUGUAUGCGUGUCUGUCUGUAUGACACUCUUCUCUUGUUUUUUGCAUGACUAUAUUUUUGUAUGGGUAUAUACAGUAUCUUAGUAUUGGAGUUCUAUACUGGUGUUUACAGUGUUUGCAACUGAACAAUAAAUAUUUCAAUGAUGGUUUCAAUUAAAUAAUUGUGAGAUUCUG
This is a messenger RNA of Oncorhynchus gorbuscha (pink salmon), 7355 nucleotides long. Its product is annotated as TBC1 domain family member 13-like. The transcript is spliced from 14 exons. Bases 162 to 1364 code for a protein of 400 amino acids. NCBI's taxonomy places the organism in Eukaryota, Metazoa, Chordata, Actinopteri, Salmoniformes, Salmonidae. Gene Ontology annotation, biological process: activation of GTPase activity; intracellular protein transport. Gene Ontology annotation, molecular function: GTPase activator activity. The record is from RefSeq and is a predicted model, not a curated record.